AUAACUCCACUCACUCACUUCUCUCUCCCUCUCUCUCUCUCUCUCUGUCUGGGUGUGAAAAUGGUGAAGCAGAAGAGGCCUCCAUCAGGCCGUACAAAUCUGGCAUCAUGUGUUGUAGCAACAAUUUUCUUGAUCUUCGUAGUAAUUGUACUUCUCAUAGUCUACUUCACCGUCUUCAAGCCCAAGGAACCCAAAAUCUCCGUCAGCGCCGUCCAACUCCCCUCAUUCUCCGUCUCCAACAACAACGUUAACUUCACUUUCUCCCAAUACGUCUCCGUUCAAAACCCCAACCGCGCCGCUUUCUCCCACUAUGACAGCACGCUCCAGCUCCUCUAUUCGGGUUCUCAAGUCGGGUUCAUGUUCAUACCCGCCGGGAAGAUCGAAGCGGGUCGAACCUCCUUAAUGGCCGCCACCUUCUCCGUCCAGUCCUUCCCGCUCUCCAGCUCAUCCUCCGCCGCCGCCGCAGCAACUGUAAAUCCGGUCCCCAAUUUCCCUGACGGGUUCGGAGCUGGGAUUAACGGGAACAGAUUAGGACCCAGUAUAGAGAUUGAGUCCAGGUUGGAAAUGGCGGGUCGGAUUCGGGUCCUACACGUCUUCGCGCACCAUGUUAAGUCUAAAACUGGCUGUAGAGUCUCCAUUGCUGUGAGUGACGGAUCUGUUCUUAGCUUCCACUGCUGAUAAAUAGCAAUUAAUCCUUAUUUUUUGUUUCAAUUUCUUAAUUUUUUUUAAAGUAAUUUUUUAGAUUCUGGGUUUCCAAUAAUUUAGCCCAAAUUGUUAAAUUAAGUGCAAAAAUGGUAUCUUGAAGCAGGUUUAGUUUUAGUUUCUUGUAGGCAGGCAGCUCUUGGAUUUGCAUGUUUGUAGUUUACCAUAUUAAUUUCAGGAUUAGAGACUAAUUAAGUGUUAUUAAUUAAUGCAAAUAUGUUUGUUGGA
Tripterygium wilfordii is the source of this 930-nucleotide messenger RNA. RefSeq lists its product as uncharacterized. The transcript has a single exon. NCBI's taxonomy places the organism in Eukaryota, Viridiplantae, Streptophyta, Magnoliopsida, Celastrales, Celastraceae. The record is from RefSeq and is a predicted model, not a curated record. The coding region runs from base 61 to 678 and encodes 205 amino acids.